Messenger RNA from Xiphias gladius (swordfish), 2148 nucleotides. RefSeq names its product methylthioadenosine phosphorylase (gene mtap). Lineage: Eukaryota; Metazoa; Chordata; Actinopteri; Istiophoriformes; Xiphiidae. The coding region runs from base 107 to 850 and encodes 247 amino acids. Gene Ontology annotation, biological process: nucleoside metabolic process. Gene Ontology annotation, cellular component: cytosol. The record is from RefSeq and is a predicted model, not a curated record. Gene Ontology annotation, molecular function: S-methyl-5-thioadenosine phosphorylase activity. The transcript has 7 exons.
AUGUUUGAUGUCCGUUGUCCUGACGGAUAUUAACGACAGUGGCUAUAAAGCGUCCUCCUCAGGAUUUGGUUAAAGCUUCACUUUUAUAGACAAGAAUACAAUCGUCAUGGCUUCAACGGUGCCCGUUAAGAUUGGAAUAAUUGGUGGUUCAGGCCUUGAUGAUCCAGACAUCUUGGAGGGAAGGACUGAGCGUUAUGUUGAUACACCGUAUGGAAAGCCAUCUGAUGCGCUGAUACUGGGGAGGAUAAAAAAUGUGGAAUGUGUGCUCCUUGCAAGGCAUGGGAGACAACACACCAUAAUGCCAUCCAAUGUGAAUUACCAGGCUAACAUUUGGGCACUGAGAGAAGAGGGCUGUACACAUCUGUUGGUCACCACGGCCUGUGGCUCACUCCGGGAGGAGAUUCAGCCAGGAGACAUUGUCAUAAUCGAUCAGUUCAUUGACAGGACAACCAAGAGAGCUCAGACGCUGUAUGAUGGACAGCCAACCAGUCCUCCAGGUGUGUGUCACAUCCCCAUGGCUGAGCCUUUCUGCAACAGAACCAGAGAGGUUUUGGUGGAGGUGGCACGGAGUCUGGGCAUCAAGUGCCAUGUGCGAGGGACCAUGCUGACUAUCGAGGGGCCCCGCUUUUCCUCACGGGCAGAGAGCCUGAUGUUCCGUCAGUGGGAUGCUGACGUCAUCAAUAUGACCACUGUGCCAGAGGUGGUCCUCGCCAAGGAGGCCGGCUUGUGCUACGCCAGCAUCGCCAUGGCGACAGACUACGACUGUUGGAAGGAACAUGAGGAGGCGAGAUCGUUGCAAUCCGUGCUCCAUAAGAAGACUAGAGUAUCUGUGGCUUCUUAUGACUUCUGAGUGACCUACCCUCUGUUAGGCACUCUGGAUAAUGAAGUUGAUACACUGCGUGGGAGCGAGUUUUGGCUUAUUUGUCACCGAUCCAGCCCAACUCACAACUCAACUUCCGAGUUCCUGCAGCUGACCUCUUCCCCCUCCUGUUGCAGAACGCUCGCCACAUCCUUCCGCCCCCCCCCCCUUGCUCCUUCCAAGCCUCAUACUACCUCCUGGCCUCCCCCUCCUUAAACCCCCCCCCCCAGGCAGCUUGCCUGCCAGCCUCCGGUGGAAGCCCUGCCAGAGGAGGUUGACUCACCCUGAGUCAUCAGCUUCACUGUCUUCAUCCUGGCAAACACCGCAAAAACAUGAACCUAGUCAUUGAGUGUAGCAUGAAAACAAAGCACUCAAGGGACGGGUUAAUGAAGGCUACAGGAGGUAAAAAUGAGCACAGGAUGAAAAUGAUGUUGUAACUUACUGUAAUGUACACUGUACAUUCGUGUAUUUGUAAUGUGUAAUUAAAUAUACAUUAUAAACACACGGAGUAAUUAUAUAAAAUUAUCUAUUAGAUAUUAUUACAUAAUGUCACGCUAGGCACACAAAUAUUCUAUGACUGAGUUCUCAGUGUGACUGAUGCUUAUUUAUCUGCUGUGACUACAGCAGAGGCCGCAUUCACAUUAUGAUUUUUAAUUACCCAAUCUUUUAGUGGUGCUAGUCAUGUAAAUGAUGAUGAUGAUGAUGAUGAUAACUGCCAGUUUCCUAGACAUGGCAGAUGAAAUAGCUUAACAUUCAGUGCCUCAUUAAUACCGCUUAAUGAGACACGGGCUUACAGGGCACAGCUGGCUGCUAGAAAACCAAUAACCUGCUCUUUACAUCUGCACUUGGGUGAGUUGUUGUUGAAUUUGACGACUAUUUCUGUCGCUUGCUCACAGGUCCUGUUGUGAUGGUGAUUUGAAUAAACUCGAGAUAAAACUUUCACUUUCACGUGCUCACCUUGGCGUCCAGGGUUGAGUUGUAACUUAACUUGACAUGUUACAUGUGCAGUACGGUGUGUUUGUAUUUUCUUGAAUAGAAAUUCAGCGUGGACUGAUAAUUCAAUAUCAUUAAUCAGCUUUUUGUGGAGUUUUAAAUGAUGACAUGAUCGACUCAUUUUAUUAUUCAUUAUUGAUAUUGUUUUCAUGAUUUUAACCAUAUCGCCAAUCCCUAAUUUUAAGUAUUAAGUACAAGGAAGAACAAGUACUUCCUUGUACUUGUUAGUAGGCUCAAAUAUAUGUAAUAUACAUAUUUGACUCCUUGUGUAGCCAAAUAAAUAACUUAUUCCUCUG